GAAGGCACCACUAGCCGUGUUGUGUUCAGGGGUGAACUGAGCCAUUUGUGUGUCUCUAGCGGUAACGUUGACUCACCGCAACUUAAUAAUACAACUUAAAGCAGCACAAUGCAGCGGUGUGUUCAAAUGCUGGACUCUCUCAGGCUGCGACACUAAAAGCGCUGCAGCAGUAGCAGAUCUCGUGCUGCUCAUCUAACAGCAGGAGCACCAAAUGCUAACUUACCUAGCUAAACUGUUAGCAUGUUAGCAGCUGUUCACUCCCAUUGAAAGCAUCAUUAAGUCCUCCUAUACAGUCUGUAGAGACUAUAACCAGUCUAUGCUACCACAGAGACCAGCAACAUGACCUCAGCUUCCACUAAAGUUGGGGAGAUCUUCUCUGCAGCUGGAGCUGCUUUUACUAAACUCGGAGAGCUCACCAUGCAGCUUCACCCAGUGGCAGACUCCAGUCCUGCAGGUUCCCAUCCUCCCUCCAGCGGUCAGACGAAGAGCACGGUGAAGAGGAAGCUGUACGAAGACGGAGCGCUGCCCGUCUCCUCCUCCGACGGGCCCAAGAAGGCCGUUAAGAAAAACAUCGCUUCUGUUGCCAUGGCAACACAGGGCACUCCAACGGUCAUCUCCGUGCCCACAUCUCAUGUUGUCGUAGCGUCCGGACUACAGGGCGCCCCCUCCAGCCAGACCAGCCUGAAGAAACAGAAGACUGCUGACGUUACCCUCAGCGCUCUGAACGACUCAGAUGUCAACAGUGAUCUCGUGGACAUGGAGGGACUGGGGGAAGGAUCCAACUCCAAAAAACUCAACAACUUUGAUCAAGAUAACCUGAACCUGGACUCGAGCCUCAUCAUGAACCCUGGAGACCUUCCUCUGCUCUCCCGUUGACCUUCCACUUCCUGUGGAUUUGAAAUGAUGGACAGAACUGUGAAAAUAACACCCAAGUUGUGAUAAAAUGGACACAUUCUGAGCCAGAAGAUACCGACCCCCCCACAUUAGAGUAAAUAUAGUA
Molecule: messenger RNA, 1000 nt
Organism: Centropristis striata (black sea bass)
Lineage: Eukaryota; Metazoa; Chordata; Actinopteri; Perciformes; Serranidae
Exons: 5
Coding region: 340-876 (178 amino acids)
Cellular component (GO): NURF complex; MLL1 complex
Source: RefSeq, a predicted model, not a curated record